AUGGACUACUAUGUUCAACGUGCGAUGGCGCAAGGCAUGUAUGCCGCCCUGGAUGCUUUCGUUCAGAGUGCUGCUAUGAAAGUGGACUGGACGCAGCGUCAGAGCGUUGUUGAUCGACUACGCCAAUGGAUCCGACAUCGAUUUGUCCCGGCGGUCGGUCUCUCAACACCAAGCGAAACGAUCGACUGGGAGAGUACAGCUCUUGAGCGUCUUGCAAAGCAAAGGAUAAGGCAUCUUCUCGAUUACGUCAAGGCAUGGCCUCAUUCUACCGGAGCAAUACUGGACCUGAGGGAAUGUAUGCACUCGUCAGAAGUGAAGGUCUUGAUUGCAACCUCGUUUACGCGCCAGCUAAGUCGCCGCUUGUUGCAUGCUGGUGUGACAACAUCGGAACUACUCAGCAUUUACAUCAAUAUUAUUAGGGCGUUCAAAACUUUGGACUCGCGUGGUGUGCUUUUGGACAAAGUGGCCAUGCCAUUACGUGCAUAUCUAAGACACCGCGAAGACACUGUCAGAAUCAUCGCAGCCAGUUUUCUCGCGGAUGUUGACGGCGAUGACGACCACACCGACGUUUUGUCCGAAGAGAUAUGCAUCGACCUUGCCAAAGAGAUCAACCUUUCGGAAGGUCAGGCUCUGCAUAUAGAACACAAAGGACUCGAUUGGGAUGAUAUGGAAUGGAUGCCUGAUCCCAUCGAUGCAGGGCCGGAUUACAAGAAAUCAAAAAGCGAGGAUGUCAUGUCAUUCAUGCUGACUCUGUUCGAGCAAGCCGAUUUCAUCAAGGAAGUACAGUCACUUUUGGGAGAACGCUUGUUGACUGUGGGCUUCGACGAUACCGAGCUUGAGAAGGAGAUUCGUCUCGUAGAGCUCUUCAAAUCUCGGUUCGGUGCAGAUCGUUUGCAGUCAUGCGAGGUUAUGCUUCGCGACAUACAAGACUCCAGACGCAUCAACAAUACCCUUCGUCCGAAGGACAAUUUCCCAACAGCUCAAGAAGUUCAUGCUGCUAUUCCCGAAUCUGGCAUCAAGAGUCAGGCACUCAUUGGCAAGUUCAACACACGUGUACCACGUACCGACUCGGCUGACGUACUUUAUCCGUCGCCUGACCAACCUAUGUUUGAGUCUGGCGUCGAUGCCGAAUUGUCUGCAGCUUUCCAUACUCAAAUUCUGUCUUCGUUCUUCUGGCCGAGUCUCCGAGAAGACGAGUUCGCUGUUCCAGCACCUAUCUCGUAUCUACAGAAGAACUUUGAGCAAGACUUUGAACGGAUCAAGAAUCUACGCAAACUCCACUGGCUGUCUGCACUUGGAAAGGCUACGGUUGAGCUUGAACUUGAGGAUCGCACUGUGAAGCUCGAAGGAGUCCAGACGUGGCAGGCGAGUGUCAUCUAUGCAUUCCAAGAUGACAGCCAGGACGCUUCAAUUGUUACUCCAGCAUCAAGAACAGUCGAGCAGUUGGAAGAUUCGCUUCAAAUGGAGGAAGUGCUCGUCCGCAACGCGCUUGCAUUCUGGGUUGGUCAUCGAGUACUGGUCGAAAAUGAGCCGGGUGUCUUCACUGUCCUUGAACAGCUGCCGUCUGCUGAUCAGAACCAAACCACGGGACCUUCGGGUCAUGCACCGAUGCAGGCUGAUGCUAUAAUCUCGGCAGUCAAGUCUCAAGAUGCCGUACUCCAGGACAACAAGCUCAUGUACGAGAUGUUCAUGUUGGGCAUGCUGACCAACGGAGGAGCAAUGGAUGCUGCACGUAUCACGAUGAUGAUGAAGAUGGUUGUGCCUGGCGGUUACACCUUUGGUGAGGAUGAAACACGAUGGUUGCUCUCUGGCUUGGAAGAGCAAGGCAAGGUGAUUGCCAACGGCAGCAAUUACGCAGUCAAGAAGUGA
Molecule: messenger RNA, 1869 nt
Organism: Aureobasidium namibiae CBS 147.97
Lineage: Eukaryota; Fungi; Ascomycota; Dothideomycetes; Dothideales; Saccotheciaceae
Exons: 4
Coding region: 1-1869 (622 amino acids)
Biological process (GO): ubiquitin-dependent protein catabolic process
Cellular component (GO): anaphase-promoting complex
Molecular function (GO): ubiquitin protein ligase binding
Source: RefSeq, a predicted model, not a curated record